Diaporthe batatas is the source of this 1143-nucleotide messenger RNA. RefSeq lists its product as uncharacterized. The transcript has a single exon. The record is from RefSeq and is a predicted model, not a curated record. NCBI's taxonomy places the organism in Eukaryota, Fungi, Ascomycota, Sordariomycetes, Diaporthales, Diaporthaceae. Bases 1 to 1143 code for a protein of 380 amino acids.
AUGGCAAAUUAUUGGGCCUCAUUGCCACCCGGCAUAAUUGGCCUCAUCUUGAGCCACGUUGCCCAAGAAGCAGCGUCGGAUCAUACACUUGCCCGAUAUGCUACUGUCAAUCAAAACUGGCAGUACCUAUUCGAGCAGCUUACUUUCAGGAGCCUAAGUCUUGGCCCAGAUGAUUUGUCUGAUUUUGAGUUGACGGUAUCGAUUAAUUCCGAGCGCCGCAAAUGGCUCCGGGCAGUGUCAUUCCAUGACCGUUCCGAUGGCGACAAAUCAGAAACACUGGUCCUCGAGCACGACCCAUCCCGGACCGUGUUCUCGCUGUUGUCCCUCCUCAAGAAAUGGGAUCAUGAUGGGAACCUACAUCUUACGCUCUAUCUUUCCGCUCACACCACCAACAGUCUUGAUGCACAGAGAGCUGCAACACUCCAUGAGAAUGGCUCAUUCUUGCACUCGACCAUCCAGCCUCGUCUGCCCAAGAAGGACUUCCCCGCUCACAUAUUCGGAGAUAUACCAGCCGUGAAGAGCUUCUCAAUUCGAUACGAAGGGAAAGGGGUAACAGUCACUCGGGCAGCCAUAAGCCUCAGUUCAGCAUUCCCGGGGCUGGAGGAGCUCUGCCUCCAAAACUGUGAUCAUCACAACGAGCACACCAAACACAUCAGGAUUGCAGAACUGGUCCCUCAGCUGCCCAAAACUUUAAAGCGCCUGCAUAUCCUAGGCCAAGGCAGCAAAGGAGCCCAAAGUACAAGCGCAUGCCGAUUCCUCGUGCAACGCUUGGUAUGGUUUGGCAUGACGACACAAUUGAAGGCACUCUCUGUAACUACAAGCGGGAAUACCGCAGAGGAGUUCUUGGAGGCUUUCAGGAACCUGACAUCCGGUUCUGUGCCAAACAGUGGGACCUUACAGUGGCCGGCAUUGGAGUCUCUGACACUCACCUGUUCGCUGCUCGGCCAGGGCACCCCUCGGUCCAUUGUCAAUCGCUUUCUCCAUCAAGCUGGAAUCGCAGCGUUGGGCCUGCCGAGAUUGCGGGAGUUGCGGUUCUUAAGCUACAGUUCUAGAAGACGGGGAGAGGUUAAUGGACUCUUUCGAUAUGUCAUUAGAAGUUAUGGGGAGGCUACCGCUGCGUGUUUCGGUGAGUUGGACAAAUAA